Papaver somniferum (opium poppy) is the source of this 1236-nucleotide messenger RNA. RefSeq lists its product as uncharacterized. Gene Ontology annotation, biological process: base-excision repair. The transcript has a single exon. The record is from RefSeq and is a predicted model, not a curated record. Gene Ontology annotation, molecular function: phosphoric diester hydrolase activity; DNA-(apurinic or apyrimidinic site) endonuclease activity; double-stranded DNA 3'-5' DNA exonuclease activity. NCBI's taxonomy places the organism in Eukaryota, Viridiplantae, Streptophyta, Magnoliopsida, Ranunculales, Papaveraceae. Gene Ontology annotation, cellular component: nucleus. Bases 1 to 1236 code for a protein of 411 amino acids.
AUGAGGUGGAGGUGGUGCCAAAUUCAGUUUGUUAGUUUAACGGAUCUUAAAUUAAUAAGCUGGAAUUUGAGAGGGAUGAAUGCUUUUGAUAAAAUAUUGGCUCUUAAAAAUUUGGUUUUAGAGCAGAAGUGUGAUGUGUGUAUGGUGCAGGAGACAAAGAUGAUAAAAAUGAAUCAAUGGAUGGUCAGGCAAAUUUGGUAUGAUGCAUACUUUGAUUGGGAGUAUAUUCCAUCAACUGGUACUUGUGGUAGAAGUGGGGGUCUUCUUACUAUAUGGAAUAACAAUAAAUUGAUAAAGGAGGGUGGCAGAAUGGGUAAGAAUUCUAUCUCAACUUUAUUUUCUCAAAAGGAUGAUGGUUUUAAAUGGGAAAUUUGCAAUAUGUAUUCACCUUGUGGAUACAAUGAGAGGGCUGUGUUUUGGUCUGACAUGGAGGAGGUAAGGAAUUGGUGGAAUGGACCAAUCUGUUUUGCAGGGGGUGUGAAUGCAGUAAGAUGUGAUGAGGAGAGGAACAUGGGAGAAUGUGAUAGUAGGAAUACUGCUCUCCUAAACAAUUUUAUUACUACUCAAGAGUUAGUGGAUCUGCCUUUGCUUGGUGGUGCUUAUACAUGGUCUGAUAUGCAGGUGAAUCCUUUGCUAUGUAGACUAGAUAUAUUUUUUCUUAGUGUGGAGAUGGAUUUGUGGUUUCCUGCAGCAAUUCAGGUGGCUUUAACUAGCGUUACUUCUGACCAUAAGCCUAUAAUGUUGGUCACAAAACCAAACAUUGAUUGUAAACCUUAUUUUAAGUUUGAAAAUAGUUGGAUUAUGCAUAAGGACAUCUUGAGGAAGGUGGAGCAAUGGUGGGGGAUAAUGAAGUUUCAAAGGAUUCCUAGUUUUGUGUUUUUCAAGAAACUUCAGAACUUAAAAUACUUCUUGAAGAACUGGAGAAGGGAGGAGUUUGGUGGAGUUAAGAAGGAGAAGGAUGGAUUGACAGAGAAGAUAGAUUGUUUGGAUCACAUGGACGAAUCUUAUAGGUUGUCUCACGAGCAGUUUGAAGAGAUGUUAAAUUGUAUGUUGAGGUUGAAGAAUAUUACAGUCAGGGAGCUAGGAAGUGGCAUCCCAGGGCAAAGAAAAAUGAAUUUAGGUGGGGUAAUUCAAACACAUCUUACUUUUUCAGGAUUGCUAAUGCAAGGAAAAAGAGGAACACAAUUUUUAAACUUGAGAUUGAAGGAGAGGAAUGUUUUGACCAACAAAGAAUAA